CUGGAUACUCGACAGACAUCAAAUGAUGUCCCAUCUGCGCCUUUUUCUUCUAUGGCUCUUCGCUCCUCUUUUUCUUUGUGAUGGAGAAGAGCAGGUGGCGAUCUCCCAAGUGCCCCGCUGGGUGAUGAGGCAGCUUGGGGGCAUGGUCAAAAUGGACUGCUACCAGACUACCACAGAUGACAGCUGGAUGUUCUGGUAUCAGCAGAAGGUCGCAGAGCAGAAGAUGGAACCCAUUGGCAUCCUGAUUAAAGGGAAUGCGGAGGCCACUAUAGAAGAGAGAUUUAGAGAUGGAAGAUUCGAGAUAGGGCGGGACAAGGAUGACAAGCACUGCUCAUUGCAAAUAAACAAACUGGGACCUGCAGAUGCUGCCUUGUACUUCUGUGCCUCUGCCACAGUGCAGCAAACCUUCAGCAGCUCCCCACAAAAACAGCAUUUAACCAGCAAUAACUUCUGUGGGAAAUUUAUUCUUGUAACUCUGUUUAAUGCUGUGUCAGGCGGCAAACUGAAUUUUGGCAAAGGAACCAGACUGACGGUGCUAGAAACAGGACAAGUUACCAGACCCCCACGUGUGACCAUAUUUGCCCCAGCCAGCCAGGAGCUCCAAGAAAAGCAGAAGGCCACAAUUGUGUGUUUAGCCACUGAUUUCUUCCCAGAUCAUGUCACUCUGAGCUGGGCUGUGAAUGAUGAGGAGAGAACAGCGGGAGUAAAGACGGAGGAGCCCGUGCUUGACAGCGACACAAAGACAUACUCGCUGAUCAGUCGUUUAAGAAUCACCCAAAAUGAGUGGCAUAAUUCAGAUAAUACGUUCCUGUGCAGAGUCGAGUUCUACAAUGAGACUGGGCCCUCAGACUAUGAUGAUGGCAUAUAUGGAGUAGAUUGUGAUGGCAGUGACAUCACAAAAGUUUUAGAACCAUAUCUCAGAGAAGCCAAUAUUGGAAAACUGGUGUAUAUUAUUCUCAUUUUCAAGAGUACCUUAUAUGGAAUGUUUGUGAUGGGCUUGAAGCUAAGAAGAAAGUACUCAAUUGCAGUUGGAUGUGUGAACUAGCUUUAUGAGCUGGCGCCGUAGAAGCCUUUUGGCUGGGAACACCUCUCCUGAGUGAGUGAAUUCCAUGAAGAGAGAGGAAAGGAUGGAUACUCUCACUCUCAGAAGUAGCAUUUUGGAGCUUUCUUAAAAUAAAAACAAUUGCUUUGAGUCAGUUGGUAAAUAAUCUCUCUUUGAUUCUUUUAAAUGCGUUCUUUUAGUAAAACCACAGCACUUUGUUAUGGGGAUUUCCUGUGUUUAUUGCAACCUUAAGAUACUAUUAAUUUUCAAAAAGAGAGAUGAGCAGCACAACUUUAUGCUUUACCCCAAGUGUGGGGGGACCAUUGGCUCUCCAGAUGUUGCUGAACUACAUCUUCCGUCAGCUCCAGCAAGCAUGGACAAUGGCCAGGGAUGAUGGGAAUUGUAGUUUAGCAACAUCUGGAGGGCCAAAAGUUUCCCACACCUGCAUUAUUCCUGUGUUGGGGUAGCCAAACUGGUGCCCUCCAUACAGUAUGUUGUUGGAUUCCAACUCCUUUUAGCCCCAGGCAGCAUGGGCAAUGAUGGGAGUUGUAGUCCACAUCAUCUCGAGUGCACCAGGUUGGAUUUAAUAAUUUAUUUAAUAAAAUAAAUUAAAAUAAUAAAUAAUAAAUAAAUAAAUAAGAUUCAGUGAGACGUCUUGCCAAUCUCAUAUAAAUAUGCAUAGGAUUGCUUGCAGCCUUUUAAAUGUGCUUAAUUCUUCCACUAAAGUCAAUGAUGUUUAGAGUGCUUAACUUUGUUGUACCCUGACAUUUUUCUUUGAUUCUCUGCCAUGGCCUCAUUUUAGUAAA
Molecule: messenger RNA, 1848 nt
Organism: Rhineura floridana
Lineage: Eukaryota; Metazoa; Chordata; Lepidosauria; Squamata; Rhineuridae
Product: T cell receptor beta chain MC.7.G5-like
Exons: 8
Coding region: 23-1045 (340 amino acids)
Source: RefSeq, a predicted model, not a curated record